AUGGAUUCAUCAUCGACGAAAUCGAAGAUCUCGCAAUCCCGCAAGAGCAACAACAAGUCAACCAAGAAGCAAGACGCAAUUGUGAAACAAUCUUACAAGAAACAACAACAACAGGAGGACGAUGGUGGAUGCUUGAUGAAAUCAUGGAUCUGCAAAAACGCAUCGUGCAGAGCGAAUGUGCCUAGAGACGAUUCCUUCUGCAAGAGAUGUUCUUGCUGCGUCUGCCAUAAUUUCGACGAUAACAAAGACCCUAGCCUUUGGUUGGUUUGCGAGCCCGAGAAAUCGGAUGAUGUCGAGUUCUGUGGCUUAUCGUGUCACCUCGAGUGUGCUUUUCGAGAAAACAAGGUCGGAGUCACGAGUCUUGGGAAUCUGAUGAAGCUUGAUGGGUGUUUCUGUUGCUACUCUUGCGGCAAAGUCUCUGAGAUUCUUGGAUGCUGGAAGAAGCAGCUCAUGGUAGCUAAAGAAGCACGAAGGCGAGAUGUUCUGUGUUACAGGAUAGAAUUGAGUUACAGACUUCUCAAUGGGACUUGUCGUUUUUGUGAAUUACAUGAGAUUGUAAAAUCUGCCAAGUCUAUGCUUGAAGAUGAAGUUGGGCCUCUUGAUGGACCAUCUGCAAGAACCGAUCGAGGGAUUGUGAGUAGGCUUCCUGUUGCAAGCGAGGUGCAAGAACUCUGCACUUCUGCUAUAAAAAUGGCAGAGGACUUGUCAUCAGCCAAUGCAGCUAAAGAUUCGAUUCCUGCUGCGUGCAGGUUUCAUUUUGAAGAUGUUGCACCUAAGCAAGUGACUCUUCGUUUGAUUGAGCUACCUACUGCUGAAGAAUUAGAUAUCAAGGGUUAUAAGUUAUGGUGUUUCAAGAAAGGAGAGGCGCCUGAGGAUGAUCAGUGUGUUGAUUUAAGUAGAACACAGACGAGGAUGGUGAUAUCUGACCUUGAGCCUUGCACAGAGUAUACAUUCCGAGUUGUAUCUCUCACGGAAGCUGGUCUAUUAGGCCAUUCUAACGCUAGGUGCUUUACCAAAAGCGUCGAGAUACUGCAAAAGAGUAGUGAUCAUAGCUCAGUGGAUCGUAGGAAAAAGAGGAGAAUCGAUUUAGUAGGAAAUGAAGCGGAGGAGGAGAAAAGUAGCAUUUCCUCGAGAUUCCAAAUCGGGCAACUUGCUAAGUAUGUGCAGUUGGCUGAAGCUCAGGAGGAAGGCUUGCUUGACGCGUUUUAUAAUCUAGAUACUGAUAAAUGCAGUGAGCCAGAGGAAGAACAGCCACAACGAAGACGACCACGUGGGUUUGAUCUAAACGUAGUCUCAGUGCCUGACUUGAAUGUGGAAUUCACUCCACCUGAUUCCUCUGGAGGUGAAGACAAUGGAGUGCCAUUAGAAUCUCUUGACGAUGAUAACUCUGAUGAUGCUGUGUCGAACGGUACACAGAAGAAGAUGAACAGCAGCUGCUUGGCGAGAUCAGAUGGAAGCAACGAUGAUCCUGAGUCUGAUUUCCUCAUGACAAGGAAGAGGAAAGCGAAUUCGAACAGUCACGAGUCAGAGAACAACGAGUGUGACAGUUGGCCGAUCGAUGACACUGUUGAGAAAUGUGUGAAGGUGAUUAGGUUGCUAGAGUGUGAAGGCCACAUCGAUAAAACGUUCAGGGUCAAGUUCUUGACAUGGUUCAGCUUGAGCUCGACCGCUCAGGAGCAAUCUGUGGUGAGCACGUUUGUGCAGACUCUAGAGGAUGAUCCAAGCAGCCUUGCGGGACAGCUUCUUGAUGCAUUCUCUGAUGUUGUCUCCACCAAAAAGCCAAGCAAUGGAUUUUGCAGCAGCAAGCUCUUGGACUUGGAGUAA
This is a messenger RNA of Thlaspi arvense, 1824 nucleotides long. NCBI's taxonomy places the organism in Eukaryota, Viridiplantae, Streptophyta, Magnoliopsida, Brassicales, Brassicaceae. The record is from the annotation of a GenBank genome assembly.